Molecule: messenger RNA, 227 nt
Organism: Meloidogyne enterolobii
Lineage: Eukaryota; Metazoa; Nematoda; Chromadorea; Rhabditida; Meloidogynidae
Source: the annotation of a GenBank genome assembly
AUGACAAUUACUAAGGCUCAAGGCCAAACCUGUGAAAGACUUGGAAUUGAUCUUUCAGAUGAGCCCUUUGCUCAUGGGCAACUAUAUACAGCAUUAUCACGUGCUACAAAUAGUAAAUUCAUUCGAGUAUUCGCCCCUAAUAAACCCAAAGAUGAAGAUGGAAAUGUUCUCAUUAAUAAUGUUGUUGCUCGCGGUCUUACCUUUGAUUAGUCUGUAUUGUGAAAUUU